Messenger RNA from Desarmillaria tabescens, 907 nucleotides. RefSeq names its product cyclophilin-like protein. NCBI's taxonomy places the organism in Eukaryota, Fungi, Basidiomycota, Agaricomycetes, Agaricales, Physalacriaceae. Gene Ontology annotation, biological process: protein peptidyl-prolyl isomerization; protein folding. The transcript has 7 exons. Gene Ontology annotation, cellular component: catalytic step 2 spliceosome. The record is from RefSeq and is a predicted model, not a curated record. Gene Ontology annotation, molecular function: peptidyl-prolyl cis-trans isomerase activity. The coding region runs from base 182 to 682 and encodes 166 amino acids.
GGCCUCCGUUUCUGUUGGAGGCGGUCGUAACGCUUCUGUGAUUGGAUCGUCCUGGCUGUAGAGAGAAGGGGUCUUCAUGGCGAAGAUGGUGGAGGCAGAGGGAAAAGGUUGCGGCGCCUACCUGAGGGCGUUGCUUGUUUCGGUUCCAUGAGGUUGCAUCCCAUCUAUCACCGUUACCGCGAUGUCCGUUACACUGCACACCACACACGGGGAAUUGAAGAUCGAAAUAUUCUGUGAAGCCGUGCCUAAAACAGCAGAAAACUUUCUCGCUCUCUGCGCUUCGAACUACUAUGAUGGAUGUAUAUUCCAUCGCAACAUCAAAGGCUUCAUGAUCCAGACUGGUGACCCCGCCGGCACUGGGAAGGACGGCCAGAGCAUCUGGGGGAAACCAUUUUCCGACGAGAUCAGGUCUACUCUCAAGUUUAAUGCUCGCGGCGUGGUAGCCAUGGCCAAUUCCGGUCCAGACACAAAUAAGUCGCAAUUUUUUAUAACUUACUCGAAGCAAGCCCAUCUUGAUGGCAAGUACACGAUAUUUGGAAAAGUGAUUGAUGGUUCGGACACUGCAUUGGACGCGAUGGAACGAGGACCGGUCAACAACAAAAACCGACCUCUGGAUGAAAUCAAAUUAACAAGUAUCACUAUCCAUGCUAACCCUAUUGCCGAUGCUCAGCUACAGCGAUAAAAAAACUAAGCGAAAAUUGGCAUUUCAAAGUGGAAAUCUUCGUAGCGGCAUACCGUGCACAUAAACGAGUUGCUAUCAUAUCGCGCCCGAGGGCCUUGUACGGCAGUGUUUGCGAUUUCAUUAAAGUAGGCACUGCGAACCUCAGUACAUCACCGUUUGAUGAACCCGACGAGCUCUUUCUGUAAUUCCCGUUGCUUUCUUGCUUUCUCCAAGUCGUCGACGCUU